Peronospora farinosa is the source of this 2460-nucleotide messenger RNA. NCBI's taxonomy places the organism in Eukaryota, Oomycota, Peronosporomycetes, Peronosporales, Peronosporaceae. The record is from the annotation of a GenBank genome assembly.
AUGAAUGAGCUCACGCCCAGUCAUCCUGCGCCUUCGCCCUCACAGUCACGCAGUCUCGCAACGCCCUACGCCUUCUCCUCGAACGCUAACGUCGUUAACGUUGCUGCCAUGGACCGUAAAAGUUUUCAAGGCGUUUCUCGAGGAAGUGGAAAUCUGAGUACACCCAAGUAUCAGACACAGCAGCAGCAGCAGCAGCAGCAGCAUCAAGUGAACGAGUAUCAUACUGGAUCAUAUGCAUCUACAAACUAUUUACACCUCAAGAGUCCGUCAGACAACCGAGGCAAUCAUGGAAACAAGUUUGAUUAUACGACAUCCAAUCAACAAUACUCGCCACAUCCAACACAACAACAGCAGUCGUAUCCAUCACCAUAUGGCUACGCAACGUAUGGACAGAAUUAUUCUACCACUGGAGACUAUUCACAGCAACAGCAGCAGCAACACCAGCAAUCGCAGCAGCAUCAGCAUCAGCAACAGCAACAAUCGUCACAGCAGCAGCAGCAUCAGCAGUACCACGGAGCUUAUGGACAAGUAGGUGAGACAAAUCCCUUGGGUAUGCUGGUGAGUUCGGCGACGAACCCACAUGCACCUCACGACGCCAUGCCGCAUGAUCAUGUGAAUAUUGGGAUCAAGGACACAGGAGACCGCAAGUUCAGGCAGCCGUACGGUGUAGUAGCAACCGACUCGUUUCUGAAUUCCAGUGGCGGCUACGUACAUGGCGUUGAGCGUCCUGGUAACGUGGUGCAGAUCAAAACAAUGUCCAACAGUUCGCAGCAGCAACAGUCAAUGUACCAGCGCUCGAACAUGUAUGGCACGGCGUAUUUCUCCCAGCAGCAGCGUACACAGGAUACGUCCCAACAGCACAGUCCAUUGGAUUUGGUGCCUCCGAGGUCUGCAGUGAGAACUAACUUUGACAACGGAAAUGUGACGUCUUCCAAUAUGGGACGUGGCAUGAACAGCGGUGUCGGUGGCAUGUUUAGUGCUGGAUCGCGCAUGCCGCAGUUCAGUUCUGGUUCUUCGGGCUCCUCCUUGACGACACGACUAAAGGACGGAGGUGUGGACAUUUCAACUGGCGCUUCUUCCAAUGGCAGUCACAUGUCCUAUAUGCAGCAGCAACCUGCCGCAAAGUCACUUGGUCAUACACACUCGACCUCGUUGUAUGCAGAUGUUGCCAGCUCAACGACGUCGAUGUCAAUGGUGAGCUUGUCAUCGGAAGGUCCGACGGCACCAGUCAAUGUAAAUGCUUUGUACACGUCGUCGUUAGCACCACCUCCGACUCAACUCAACACAAGCGGUGAAGACACAUGCGGGUUGUGCAGUGGGACACACAGUGAUAGGAUUGCUAACCAUUGCGGCCAUCGAUUUCAUGCCCAGUGUCUGCACACAUGGGGAGGAUUGACAACAUGUCCAAUGUGCGCACAGACAUCAAACACUAUCACAGGCCUUUCGCAUAUGAACGCCGUCAGCUAUGGUACAGGAGGAGAGACUGUUUCUGCAAUGUCACAAGGCUCGACAGGACAAGGAGAUAUGCCCUUGAGUAGUGGUGAUAUUAUUAACAACAGCACCACUAAUGUGGGCACCAAUGCUGUGUCCAUGUCGCCAAAUUCUGUGGGAUCCUCGCAAGUUGCAGCAAACAACAACCUGCAAUUGAGCAAUGCUAUGUCAGGCGGGCGGCCUCCCCCUAUUGACACGCGCAAUUUUGAUAACCGUCUGGGACCAACGACAUUAAGCGGGGGAAAGCGUAGCGUAUCGUCAACUCGCUCGGGUUCCAGUAGUGGUCGUGUGCGCAAAAAUAAGAAGUUGAAAGACUGCUCUGUGCCGGGCUGUGACCGCACGGUUCGCUCGCGGGGACUUUGCAAGGGUCAUGGUGGUGGCCGUCGCUGCGGGUUUGCUGGUUGCGGACUUAGCGAUCAAGGUGGUGGCUUUUGCAUUAGUCAUGGUGGUGGUAAGCGUUGCCAGCACGAGGGUUGCGACAACUCGGCUCAGUCACGUGGGCUGUGCAAGCUGCAUGGAGGUGGUAGUCGCUGCACGGUACCUAACUGCACUAAAAGCUCACAGGGCCGUGGACUGUGCCGUGCCCAUGGUGGCGGUCGUCGUUGCAUGGUCGAAGGCUGCAACAAAACGGAUCGGCGUGCAGGCUACUGCGUGACGCAUGGUGCAGACAAGAAGUGCAUCAUUCCCGAGUGUUCCAAAACGGGUCGCAUCGACAAUAUGUGCACGAAACACUACUUUGAACGACACCCAGCGCAGCCACCAGGAACCGUGAGCAUGACUCCUUCCCCUGUCAUCACUGUGAAUGCUAACACAAGCGCGGCAAGAGCUCGCGCUGAGAGAAAGAAAGCAGCUGAACAGCAAGGUACCGUUAACUAUGUGGGCUCGUCUUCAGUGAUGCUUGCUGGAUCCGUUUCAACGCCCUUUGAUGGACGGUUAGGUGGGGCGAUGUCAAAAACUGAGCCGUUUUAG